GAGCGAUAUUAAGUGAUAAAUCCGCUAAAAUUUUCGCAGCAAGAGGAUGAUAUGUAAGAAUGUGGAUGUAUAGAUAUUUAAGCCUACUAAUAUUUACUACAAAAAUUCCCAUUAAUUAAUCUGAGGAAAGCAGCAAGACAACAACCAAUGGGCCGUAUAUUAUCAACUGUGUACAGCCGAAAUAAUGAAAGUUAGCAGUUUCAUCACGAUUUCCAAAUGCUUUAUUAAUAUUUGAUUAUAAUCUAAACGAAACAAGUUAUGUUGUUAACACGGGUAUCAGCAAGGCACCGAAUUAAAUAAAUCGGAGAAAUUCGUCAGAAAGUAGCUAAUGAACAAACGAAAAUCAAAAAAUAUGUUGUGAGUCUAGCUCAUUUAGUUAAAAACCAGAAGUAUGAAACAAACGUUUAAUAAGUGAUGAACUAGGUAAAUAACAGGUAGUGUAAUUAGCAUUCAGAGUAAAUAAAAGAUGAUAUACUCGAUUAAGCUAAAAUAAAUGGAGAGACUUACCGCAACCUCCUUUUGAAUAUACAACUCAUAUGACGUUUCGAUGGUGAUAUUCCCUCAGCAGUUCGAAAAAAUUCACUACGCUUUUCGUCUAACAGUUUAUAGGAAUUCGGUGUGUCUGCAUGAUGUUCUUCGCCAGCCAAAUUUCUCAUGGUUGUAAUGACUACAGAUUUACAAGAUGUUCGGUGUGUGAUCUGAAUAAUUUGAAAAUUGUGCAUCUCUUCGAUUAUGAAUUACUUUUGGCCCAUUUCUCUCUUUACAGGUUCCCCUGCAAUGUCACAACCAACUAUUGCAAGUUACGAAAAUGCCAGCAAAGUAGCAGACCACAUCAAGAAGCAAAUACAAAUAGUGCCAGAGAUAGGAAUAAUCUGUGGAAGUGGGCUCGGUAACUUGGUUGAUGUAAUAGAAGAUAAAACUGUCAUUCGAUAUGAAGACAUACCGGAUUUCCCCCGGACAAGCGUGGUCGGACAUGCGGGCAAUCUAGUUUUCGGUAAACUUGGAAAUCGUGAAGUGGUUGCCAUGCAAGGCAGGUUCCACAUGUACGAAGGUUACUCUAGAGAACAAAUCGCUCUUCCUAUUCGCGUGUUGAAAUUUUUGGGAGUCAAAGUGCUUAUAGUAAGUAAUGCAAGUGGUGGUCUGAACAGAGGUUUCAAAUGUGGUGAUUUCAUGGUGAUUAAGGAUCAUAUAAACCUGCCAGGUAUGGUCCUGAAUAAUGUACUCGUAGGACCAAAUGAAGAGAAGUUUGGGCCCAGAUUCUUAGCAACCUCAAACGCAUACAACCCCGAAAUUCGUAAAUUGGCCAUUCAAUUAUCUGAGAAAAUGAAUAUUCGUCAUUUGGUUCAUGAAGGUGUAUAUGCUUUUUCUUCUGGUCCAACAUAUGAAUCGGCUGCUGAAAGUAAAAUGCUUCUCGCACUGGGUGCAGACGUGGCUGGUAUGAGUACAGUGCCAGAAGUGUUAAUUGCACGUCAUUGUGGAAUGACUGUCUUCGCUGUUUCAUUGGUUACAAAUGUGUGUAUUCUCGAUGUAGAGAGUAAGGCAAUAGCCAAUCAUGAGGAGGUUGUGGCUACUGCAAAGAAAAGUGCAGAGAUUUUACAAUUAUGGAUCAAGGAAAUAAUAAUCAAUGUUUCAAUUAAUAAUUAACUGACUAACAAGGACGAAAGUAAAUGUUGAUGGUUUCACUCAUCUUCUGCCCAAAUCAAUUCAUCCCCGCUUACUGCUUGCAUGCAUUCUGUUUGAAUGAUUCUCAUGUUAUUGUAUGUGACCUAACAUAAAACACAAUGACUGUGUUGCUAUAGGUGCUGUAUCUUGUGGCUAUUUCCAACAUCUUCACAGUUAUGCAAAAGAACACACAAAUGAAGUCAACACAAUACAUAACUUCGCCAAUAAUUGUUCUUAGAUUUGUGUGAAUUUCACUUUUGUCCUGUAUUGCACAUACUAUUCUGUAAGUGCACCAUAUUUUUACUGUAAACUAAAAAGUUUUUAAUAAAAGUUUU
Messenger RNA from Trichobilharzia szidati, 1997 nucleotides. NCBI's taxonomy places the organism in Eukaryota, Metazoa, Platyhelminthes, Trematoda, Strigeidida, Schistosomatidae. The record is from the annotation of a GenBank genome assembly.